AUGGUGCAGCCGGAGCAACAUAUUGUCUACGCCAUUCACGAGUAUGCGAUUCCCGGCAGUGGCUUCUUGCGGCUUAAGGCGGGGGACAUCAUUCACGUCGAUGAGGCCGACGCAAGCGGUUGGUGGCUUGGCACCAACCUCCGCGGGCAAAAAGGCGUCUUUCCCUCCACGUACACGCUCCCCUAUGUCUUCCCCCCUCCUGCAGAGGACAUUCUGCGAGAUAUGCGGCUGAUUGUUCUGGGCCACCGGUUUGGUGUGGAUGUGGCUAGUGGAGCACCCCUUCCGCUGCUCGAGCACUGUGAGGCACACGUGUGCGAUGCCGAUACGCCCCCGCCACCGCUUGCCCUUUUACGCAAGACCAUGGAUGAGCGCCUCCUCGACCGCGAAGCCGCGCGCGCGUGUGUGAUGGGGUUGCUCUCUCAGUUAAUGGAGAUCCGUGCACGCGAGCAUGAGGAGCGAGCACGGGCCGCACAAGGUUUCGCAGCCGAGCAGCAACAGGUGGCGGAGCGCCAAGCCGCCCUGAGGGAAAGGCGCGCAGCACUGGAGGCGUCGUUGCGUACGCUUGCGGCGCGCAAGGCCGCGCUGCUGGAAGCGUGCAUAGUCCCGACCUCCUCAUGGUACGAGCGGUUCCACAGCCUGUCCGUGGAAGCGGCCCCGUCGUCCGAGUCGCUUUCCUGUGAGGGAGCGUGGCGUUCCGUUCUCCAGGAUGUGAAACAGGUAGUGAAGCGGCAAGAGGAGGAGCUGACCCGCCUAUCCACGAGCUGCACGCAGCAGGAGGAUGUCUUUGCGCGGGCUGCGUCGUCGCUGCGAGCGCGCAUUGAGUGGCGGGACGGAAAUGUUGCUCGCAUGCUGGCUUACUGGGCGGACAAGGCACACGCCGUCAAGACCGCAUACACAGCCGCCAAGGUGGAGCGCGACGCUGCCGAGUCCAGGCUGCAGAUGCAGGCCGCGCAGCUUCGCCAUCGUCUGGAGGAGGGUCGCGAGCGAUUUCUGAAAACAAGAGAGCAGUACCGACAGCUUAAGCGACGCGCAGAGGAAAUAGCCGUGGCGUUGCAGCGAAAGGACUCACUCGAGCACCUGUCGCGGCAGAUCGCCAGAGCUGACGUCGCGAUUGCGACGCAUCAAGAAAGGCAACGCCGUUACCGGGCUGCUCUCGCAUAG
This is a messenger RNA of Leishmania major strain Friedlin, 1161 nucleotides long. RefSeq lists its product as hypothetical. Lineage: Eukaryota; Euglenozoa; Kinetoplastea; Trypanosomatida; Trypanosomatidae. Bases 1 to 1161 code for a protein of 386 amino acids. The transcript has a single exon. The record is from RefSeq and is a predicted model, not a curated record. Gene Ontology annotation, molecular function: protein binding.